AUUUUCAGAAAUUUUGAAACCUGAACAAGAUGCAUUUAACAUGUACAAGCAAUCUGAAUGAUGAACCAACAGCUUUAGUUUUUUUCGUCAACGGAAAAAAGGUUUCAAUUGAAAAUCCGGAUCCCAAAGUGACGCUGAUACAAUAUCUUAGACGAAACUUAUAUUUGACCGGAACAAAGGAGGCGUGCAGUCAGGGAGCAUGUGGGGCGUGUACAGUCAUGUUAUCUUAUUACAACCACCACCAGAAGAAAAUUAUCCAUUACUCUGGGAACGCCUGUUUGACCUUGAUUUGCUCCCUACACGGGAUGUCUGUGACUACAGUGGAGGGAGUCGGCAGCACUAGGAAUGGUCUUCAUCCGAUCCAGAGAAAUAUGAUGGAGAACCAUGGAAUACAGUGUGGUUUUUGUACCCCCGGCAUGGUGAUGACUAUGUAUACCUUGUUCAGGAACAACCCCGAGCCAAGUCAAGAGGACAUGGAAAGAGCCCUAGAGGGCAAUCUCUGUCGCUGCACUGGAUAUCGCCCAAUUUUGGAGGCGUUCAAAAAGAGUUGUCCUUGUGGACUUGGUCUUUGCCAGCAAAGUGCAGAGGAAAAGAAAGAAAUUGCAGAUAAAAAGGCAGGUGAAAAACCCUCCCCUGACAAGUAUGACAAGACACAAGACGUUAUCUUUCCAAGCGAGUUACAAAAAUCUUUAGAAUACAGUCAAAGGGACGUUAUGUUUGUCGGCGGUGGUUACAAAUGGCUAAGACCUGUAUCAUUAAUUAAACUGUUGGAGCUGAGGGCCAAAUUUCCGAACUCAACAAUUAUCAUGGGAUCACAGACAUCAGUAGGGUCGAAAAUUCGAAAUAAUACUUUACCAUCACCGGAAAUUAUCUGCUGUACCCAGGUCUUGGAGCUGAGGAGAAUUGUGGAGGAAAAGAAUGGUAUAACUGUGGGAUCCGCCGUUACAUUUGCACAACUGGAGGAAUAUCUAAGAGGGAAUCUUAAGGAAACGAAAGGCAGAGAUUGUAACGUUGCCUCAGCAUUGUUAGAGGGACUGCGGUGGAUAGGAGCGGAUCAGCAGAGAAAUGUGGCGACACUUGGAGGCCACUUGAUGAGUGUAGGACAACACGAUUUACAAACCUUCAUGCUGACUGUGGGCGCAGAACUUAACUUCAUUUCUCCCAAAACCAAAUCAAAGAGAGUUGCAUACGAGAAGUUCAUGACAAAUGGAGUCCAUGCACCUGAUCCAAGUGAUAUUCUAGUCUCUGUUUACAUUCCAUUGAACAAACAAAACGAGUACAUGAUGUUCACCAAACAACCAUCUCGCCGAGGAAUGGACUGGGCUGUAGUUAAUUCUGGAUUGUAUGUGAAGGUGAACGACAAGAAACACAUUGAAGCCCUAAGAUUCUGUGUGGGAAACAUGGAGAACAAACCGUGUAUUAUAGAAAAAGUAUCCACCACUGCAAAAGGGAGAUCUUUGGAUGAGACGUGGAUACCAGAUGCAAGUGAUGCCAUCAUUGACCAACUGAAAGGAUGUAAAACAGAUGCCUUGCAAUACAAAAUUUCUUUGGCGUGUGGUUUUUUCUACAAACUAUAUAAACAAAUUUUGGAAACAAUAAAGCCAGAGAAUGGAAAAAAUAAUUUUGGACUGACACCAUCCCUUUCCUCUGGAGCACAAUACUAUGAUGUACCAAAUCCAGAGGCAAAAGAGAUUGUCUGGAAGCCUAUACCUCAUGCAGCUGGAAAAAGUCUGGCAUCUGGGGAAGCAAUUUUCAUUGACGAUAUGCCGCAGUACACAAACGAGCUAUCUAUGUGGUUUGUAACCAGUGCCAAGGCCCACGCUAAAAUCGUCUCCGUUGACACCUCAGCAGCUUUAGCUGUGCCUGGGGUAGUUGAUUAUGUUGACAGAAGAGAUGUUCCUGGAAGCAACUUAUUUGGACCCUUAUAUCACGAUAUUCCUUUAUUUGCCAAUAAAGAGGUUUCUUACCAUGGACAACCUAUAGGUGGUGUAAUAGCAGAAACAAGAGAAAUCGCCAGAGCAGCAGCAAAAUUGGUGAAAGUGGAAUAUGAGGAUUUACCAACUAUAUUUACAAUCGAUGAGGCCAUUGAGAAAAAGAGCAUGAUUGAAUAUGUGGCAAAUCAUACGAAUGGUGAUGUGGAGAAAGGCUUGAACGAAGCUGAAAUGACUUUAGAAGGUGUUAUUGAAACUGGGGCACAAGAGCAUAUGUACUUGGAACCUAUUGCAGCACUAGUUGUUCCAAAAAUUGAAGACAAAGAAAUUGAGGUUUUUAUAAACACACAGGAGGCCAAAGGAGUUCAGGCAGAUGUAGGUCAGUUUUUGGGUAUACCGUACAACAGAGUAACUGUGCGAGUGAAAAGAAUUGGAGGGUCAUUCGGUGGCAAGGCAUUGGAUACUAUCACUGCUAGCGGGACGGCCGCUGUGGCAGCAUGGAAAGUGAAUCGACCAGUUCGUCUGAUCUACACUCGGACCCAUGACGUCAAAACUACAUGUAAAAGGCAUCCAACCAAAACCUUCUACAAGGCUGGCUUUAGUAAGGAUGGUAGAGUGACUGCUCUCUCUGUUGACAUGUUCAUUAAUGCAGGUUGGAACAGUCGCACUACAGUAAAGGUAAUGGAACUAGGCAUGAUAGCAAUGGAGUCUACAUUUGACAUUCCUAACUACAGGGGGACUGGGAGAGUUUGCUUGACCAAUUUACCAUCUAACGGGGCCUUCAGGGGAUUUGGGGCGCCUCAGGGAACCUUUAUCAUACAGAGCAUUAUGUAUGACAUCGCUAAAAAAAUAGGAAUGCCAAAUGACAAGCUAAGGGAAAUGAACAUAUACAAAGAGGGAGACAGGAACAUCCAUGGAAUGGUUCUUAAAGACUUCAAUCUGCCCAUUUGCUGGGAGGAGUGUAAAAAGCAGAUAAAAUUUGAAGAAGUCUCAAAAGAAAUUGAGGAAUUCAAUAGUAAAAACCAGUACAGGAAAAGAGGUCUUGCCAUGUCUUCCGCUGUCAUGAGCAUUGGCUACCCAAUGUUGUUCAUAUGCCAGGCUGGGGCUUUUGUUAAUAUUUACACUGACGGAUCUGUUUUGGUUUCACAUGGAGGAAUAGAACUCGGACAGGGUCUCUUCACCAAGAUGAUUCAGGUGGCUGCAACUGUCCUAGAAAUUCCGGUAGAGAAGGUUUACAUUAGUGAGACCAACACUGUGACUGUCCCCAAUACUACAGAGACGGGAGGAAGCUUUGUGACUGACCUCAACGGGGGAGCUGUAAUGAAUGCAUGCCAGAUCUUAAAGGACAGACUGCAGCCAUUGAGAGACGCCAUGCCCGAAGCAUCAUGGGAACAACUGAUACAAGCUGCAUAUUUCAGCAGAAUAAGUCUGUCUGCUACUGGAUUCUACAAGUCUCGUGAGAAAGGAUAUGACUUCAAAAAGCAAGGAGAAGGAGAAUACUGCAAUUAUAAUUCCUAUGGGGCUGCAUGCACCGUGGUGGAGAUAGACUGCUUAACAGGGGAGCAUCAGAUACUACGUGCUGACAUUGUAUUUGAUGUUGGCAAGAGUCUUAAUCCCGCUAUUGACGUCGGACAAAUCGAAGGGGGAUAUGUACAGGGCACUGGUUUAAUGACAUUGGAAAAAGUAGUGUUUGAUAAGGAUUCUGGAGAAGUGACAUCAUAUGGUCCCGGUAAUUACAAGGUACCAGGCAUCAGAAACAUUCCAAAGGAGUUCAAUGUUACUCUCCUGAAAGAAGCCAAGGGUGAAAACAGACCGCUGUAUUCAUCAAAGGGUAUUGGAGAGCCCCCUCUGUUGUUAGCGGCGGGUGUGCACCUGGCCCUCAGGGAAGCUGUGAAUGCUGCACGUAAAGAACAAGGUCAUAAUGAAAAUUAUAGACUGGAAUGUCCAGCCACACCCGAAAAAAUCCUAAUGGGUUGUGAUGGACCUAUUAAGAAAAAGGUGAAUACCAUCGAAGAAAACAAUCAGAAUUUUUUUUCCCCCUCAUUCUUGAUUUUGCAAGGCCAUAAUCUUUUUUUGCAAAAGAAUUUUAAAAUGUCCCUGUAUGAUGGUUUAGACAUUGACAAAGAAGAAGGUGGGAGUACAAAGCCUGUAGUGGCUGGAUGGUCCUCUAACUACAAACUUCUGCAGUCACAACUACAGGCCAAGAAAGCAUCCUCCUCCCAAAGCCGGAAAAGUCCAAAAGGAUUAUAUAAGAAAUCCAAUGAUUCCGAGCUUUACUUCAACCAGAUAACUGGCAGGAUAGAGAGGAGUCCCAGAAUGCCUGCCAAUCUUGGUAGCUCCCCCUUCAUUCCUUCAGAACCCGUGCCCUCCCUGACAGGAGUGGCUGAUGAGUAUGACCCCCUCAGACCCAAUGAUUACGAGGACUUUGUCAAAAAGAGGAAAGAACAGCGAAUGAAAGAGAGAGAGGAGGACAUGAGAAAGAGAGAUAAUGACGAGGAUCGACACUCCAGGAGACGUAGAGAUCGGGACAGAGAUCGAGAUAGAGAUCGUGAUAGAGAUAGAGAUGAUUACAACAGGAGAGGAGGCGGGGAGAUGGAGCGAGCGCAGCGAAGGAGAGAUGAGGAGGAGGAAGAUGAUUAUCAGAAACCAAUGAAACCAGGUGGAGGAGCUGCUAUUGCCCCUCCCUCAUCACUCAUUGAAGAGGACCAGGUAUCUAAUGACAUGGGUGGUUCCCCUAUUAUGCCAAACAGAUCGGGAUCUCCACCCAUGGGAUACAGCAUAGGGUUAGGAGGAUCUGUGGCCUCUAAGAUCAUGGCUAAAUAUGGUUACAAGGAGGGGCAGGGUUUGGGGAAGUCUGAGCAGGGCAUGAGUACAGCACUGUUUGUGGAGAAGACAAGCAAGAGAGGAGGAAAGAUCAUACACGAGAAAGAUCUACCCAAAAUUGUCGAGCCACCUUCAAGAGAACCUGCUUCAAACACAAAUUUAAUGAAAAAUCCUUCAAAAGUGGUCUUAUUGAGAAACAUGGUAGGCCCAGGAGAGGUGGAUAAAGAUCUGGAGCCAGAGACCGCAGAAGAAUGCUCCAAAUACGGAAGGGUCAUCAAAUGUGUCAUAUUUGAGAUUCCUAAUGGAGAGGAUGAUGAAGCUGUGAGAAUCUUUGUUGAGUUUGAAAGAGUGGAUUCAGCCAUCAAAGCUAUCAUUGACUUGAAUGGUAGAUUUUUUGGUGGCCGAGUCGUCAAAGCUUGUUUUUACAAUUUAGACAGAUUUCGGAGACUGGAUUUAGGUGGAGAAUUAGACUCCUGACCAUAGUGUAUUAUCAUCAUCAAGUCACAUUAACCAUUCAUUCAUGUCUAAUUUUAAUGCAAAAGUUGGUUUAUAUAGUGCAAAGUGAUAACAUUGAAUGACUACAGAU
Molecule: messenger RNA, 5340 nt
Organism: Saccostrea cuccullata (small rock oyster)
Lineage: Eukaryota; Metazoa; Mollusca; Bivalvia; Ostreida; Ostreidae
Product: xanthine dehydrogenase/oxidase-like
Exons: 48
Coding region: 30-5231 (1733 amino acids)
Biological process (GO): carbohydrate metabolic process
Molecular function (GO): iron ion binding; FAD binding; oxidoreductase activity
Source: RefSeq, a predicted model, not a curated record